AUGGCGAACCGUACAGACCCGUCCGCAAAGAGCAUAAGGGGGACGAACCCGCAGAACCUGGUGGAGAAGAUCGUACGGUCGAAGAUAUACCAGAACACGUACUGGAAGGAGCAGUGCUUCGGGUUGACGGCCGAAACCCUAGUGGACAAAGCCAUGGAGCUCGACCACAUCGGUGGGACCUUCGGAGGGAACCGUAAGCCCACGCCUUUCAUGCCCCUCGUGAUGAAGAUGCUUCAGAUCCAGCCCGAGAAGGAGAUCGUUAUCGAGUUCAUAAAAAACGACGACUACAAGAGAAUUCGUGUUGAAGGGAAAGGAAGGGGAAUUUGUGGAGUUUUGUGGGUUUUGCUGAGAAACCCUUAUCCGAAAGGUGGAGGAAAUUUGGCUGACGGGAAUUAUACCUUGACGCAUGUGGAUGAGGUUAUUGAUGAACUUCUGACAAAAGAUUACUCAUGUGACAUUGCGAUGCCACGAAUUAAGAAAAGAUGGACUCUGGAAGCAACUGGUUCCUUGGAACUCAGGAAAAGUGCGUUGGAGGAGGACUUUGAGGAGGAGGGAGAGAAAGAGGAGAACGAUCAACUUGAUGGAGUGGAUGAUGAAGUCCAUGAUAAGGAUUAUUAUCGUGGCCGAAGCCCUGUAAGGGAAAGGGACAGGGGUAGAAGACGCGACAGUCACAGAUGA
Prunus armeniaca (apricot) is the source of this 678-nucleotide messenger RNA. The record is from the annotation of a GenBank genome assembly. NCBI's taxonomy places the organism in Eukaryota, Viridiplantae, Streptophyta, Magnoliopsida, Rosales, Rosaceae.